UGCUUGAUAUAAGGAGGACCUGAACUUUGAGCUGGAGCUGUGUCUGAAGGUCUUGACUCGCAGGAUGAACAUCCUCCGAACUCUGUUUCUCUUGGCCGCCAGCCUCUCUUUGGCCCCGUCUACCAACGGCAAGUCGCUCUACCAGUUCAGGAACCAUAUCCUGUGCUUGAUGCCCAACAGUUGGCCGAUUAGGGACUACGCUGACUACGGCUGCUACUGUGGAAAUGGCGGCCGAGGCACGCCUGUGGACGAGCUGGACAGGUGCUGCCAAGUGCACGACUACUGUUACGGUGACGCCAUCGAGCACCCCGCAUGCUGGUCCAUCUUCCACAGCCCUUACGUUAAGUUAUACUCCUAUAACUGUGCCACACGAAGCAAGAUUAUCACCUGUGGCAACAACAACAACGCAUGUGAGAUGAUUAUCUGCGAGUGUGACAGGAAGGCCGCCGAGUGUUUCGCCAGAUCGCCUUAUUACAACUACUACUAUAACUGGCCCCAAAGAAGAUGUCAUUAGAAGACUUCUGUAGUUAAUCCAACACAGGAUCCACUCCCACACACGACACACCCAUCACUGAGCUCUCAGGAGCAGCAGCAGCUUGUUUCGUCCGCUCAUUGAAAUACUCACACUGACUUUGUACUGUCACAUUCUCAAGGUCAUGGUUUUCUUUUCUCCUUCUUUCUCUGCACUGCAUCUCUAUUGUUAGCUGUGGAUCAGGAAGUAGUUUACAGACGUAGACAUAUUGGCAAUUUAUCAAAUGAUACAAAUGC
Messenger RNA from Pleuronectes platessa (European plaice), 768 nucleotides. Its product is annotated as acidic phospholipase A2 natratoxin. Gene Ontology annotation, biological process: arachidonate secretion; lipid catabolic process; phospholipid metabolic process. Lineage: Eukaryota; Metazoa; Chordata; Actinopteri; Pleuronectiformes; Pleuronectidae. Bases 65 to 514 code for a protein of 149 amino acids. The record is from RefSeq and is a predicted model, not a curated record. Gene Ontology annotation, molecular function: phospholipid binding; calcium ion binding. The transcript is spliced from 4 exons.